GCCCCAGGACCAUGCGAGGGCCCGAGCCGGGUCCCGAGCCCACGAUGGAGGGAGACGUGCUGGAUACGCUCGAGGCGCUGGGGUACAAGGGACCACUGUUAGAAGAGCAGAUCCUUACCAAGGCAGCAGAAAGUGGACUGUCUUCGCCUGAAUUUACAGAGCUGUGUGUUUGGCUAGGUUCUCAAAUAAAGUCCUUAUGCAACUUGGAAGAAAGUAUCACUUCAGCUGGAAGAGAUGAUCUGGAAAGCUUCCAGCUUGAGAUAAGUGGUUUUUUAAAAGAAAUGGCCUGUCCAUAUUCUGUACUUGUAUCAGGAGAAAUUAAAGACCGUUUAAAAAGCAAGGAUGACUGUUUGAAACUUCUGUUAUUUUUAAGUACGGAACUUCAAGCUUUACAGAUAUUGCAGAACAAGAAACAUAAAAAAACUCAAUUAGAUGAAAAUAGUGAAAUCUGUCAGGAAGUUCAAGCUGUGUGUGAUGCCCUUGGUGUACCCAAGUCAGCCACUUCUGACAUUCCACUUAUGCUGAAGCAAGUGGAAUCAAAGGUAAAGGAUAUUCUUUCAAAAGUCCAGAAAAACCAUGUGGGUAAACCACUGCUGAAAACUGAUUUAAAUCCAGAACAAAUGGAACAAUUGGAAAAAAUCAAUGAUGCCCUUUCCUGUGAAUAUGAAUGCCGCCGGAGGAUGUUAAUGAAACGAUUAGAUGUGACAGUGCAGUCUUUCGGGUGGUCCGAUAGAGCAAAGGUAAAAACAGAUGACAUAGCAAGAAUUUACCAGCCCAAGCGUUACGCUCUGUCACCCAAGACGACAGUGACUUUGGCGCACCUCCUUGCUGCGCGUGAAGACCUGUCUAAGAUCAUUAGGACAAGCAGUGGCACCAGCCGUGAGAAGACCGCGUGUGCCAUUAAUAAGGUGCUGAUGGGAAGGGUACCUGACAGAGGAGGACGGCCGAAUGAAAUUGAACCACCACCACCUGAAAUGCCUCCUUGGCAAAAGAGACAAGACGGCGGGGGGAGGGGUGGUUGGGGUGGUGGUGGAGGUGGUGGGAGAGGAGGUGGUGGGGGUGGAAGAGGUAGCUGGGGAGGUGGAGGAGGCGGGGGAGGUGGAGGAGGCGGGGGAGGUUGGGGAGGGGGUAGAGGCGGGGGUGGAGGGUGGGGGGGAGGAGGGGGUGGGGGGGGAGGUGGGAGAGGAGGCUUCCAAGGCAGGGGAGAUUAUGGAGGAAGAGGGGGCUAUGGUGGAAGAGGGGGCUAUGGUGGAAGGGGUUAUGGAGAUCCAUAUGGAGGAGGAGGAGGGGGAGGUGGAGGAUACAGAAGAUACUAAAUUCAGAAAUCAGAUAGCAGGGCCCAGUUUUUUUAUUAGGCAUAGCAUUCUAAACAACUUGAAUAUCUGCUAAGUGAACAUCCUUUUAGACUCCGUAAGAUUAUCAUUCUUGAAUUUGGUUGAUAUGUAAAAACAUUGUUUUAUACUACACGUUCAUCUAAGUGGUCAUUUUUUCCAUAUCCUAUGUACCCUUGAGCAUGUUGUGUCUUUUUUUAAAAAAAAAGAAAAAAUUUUUUAAUUGUAAAAAAUGGAAAGUAUUUUAUUGUCAUGAUUGAACUUAGACUGUUACCUGCAUUUUGUUCAGGUUUGACACAUGAAAGACUCCAUCUGUAAUGAAAAGGAAUAUAGAUUCUUGCCUCAUCUGUAUUCCUGUGGAUGUGUUUUAUGACCACCAAUUCUAUUUUACAACAUAGGGACCGAGACUGAUAAUUGUGUUUGAUAAGUGGUAGUUGUGAUUUGUGUUUUCUUUGAUGGGAUGAGAUGAUUCUUGUCAGCUUUGCGUUCCAUUAACUGAAGCCCAAGUCUGCCUUUCCUCCUCUGUUCUUCUAAUUUAUUUGUUUGAUAGGCAGAGAGAGAUCGAUGAAGCUCUCAUUUGCUGGUUCACUUUCAAAUGCUUGCACAAGCCAGGAGUUGGGAAUAAGGCCAUUGUUUCCCUCUUGGUGUGACAGGGAUCUAAUUUUUUGGAGCCACUGCUCCUCCCAGCAGGAGAUUAGAGUCAGGGGCCAGGCUUGUGUCAGGCUGAGGUACUCUGAAGUACAGUAUGCAGACAUCCUAACCACAAGUCUAAAGACUUGCAGACCCCCAUCAACCCCUGAAAAUAUGCAUAUCUGAUUUUUCAGUCAGAUUUGGAACCUUGGUAAGUUUGUUUAAGUGCGUGGCUCAUUCUUGCAUGCGUAGUACCUGGUUCAAGUCCUGGUUGUGCUUUUAGUACAGGUUCCUGCUAAUGUACAUCCUAGAAGACAGCAGGCACUUGUUUCCUGCCACCCACCCACAUUGGAAACUCAGUGUUUUGUCUAUUCCAGCACAAGCUGCUGCAGGUAUUUGGAGAUGAACCAGCAGGCGGGAGGUCAGUUGCUCAGUUGAUUGGUCUCUCUCACUCUGGUCUCUUUCUGCCUCUCAAGUAAAAGUGAAAAAUUUAAAGGACAAGAACAUUUACCAGUUCUAUAUGAUGGUAUGAAAAAUAUUCCUAUAAGUUGGCCUCUUCAUUUGUGCCUUUGCACAUGUGAAUAUUACAGGGCCCACUAAGCUGCAUGACAUGGGAUUUAAGCAGUAGUUUCCUGGUGCGGCAGGCUAGGGAAAGGCUGCUGUGACUCACAGCUAGAUUUGGAGGAUGAGGAUUCCUGGUCUGGUGGUUGGAGCAAAGGCUUAGAUUUGUGAAAUGACACAAGAGCCCCCUGGCCUGGAUUGCUCAAUCUACCUGAGCUAACUUUCAAGGAUUGUCCUUCAGUUGACAAACAAGGUUCUUGCCCCUUUCUGUUUCCUAAAGUACACAUUCAACUUAUUGAAGAUGGAGGAGGACAUGUUGUGAGUGGUGUAAGAGGUGAGCCAAGUGCUGUAUUUUCUCUAAGUCUAGAGAGAGAAAAUGGUUUCUCAGUCCCACUAUAAAAUUUCUCAUUUUGUGCUGCUGGGAAGCACCUGUGUAUAAUAACUUUCUGUGAUUUAAACAACUUAGCAGAUAAAAAGGCUGAAUUGUAACAAGGGGACAAGCUGUGGCAGGGUUUGUUUUUUAGCAAAUUUUGAUGAAAUUGAAAAUAAUGUUAAAACUUUAAAGGUAAAUAUGUGUGCUGCUGUAAUCUUAAACAUGUAUUUUUCAAGCUAACUGUUUGAAGGAAUGUGUUUAGAAUAGAAAAACAUAAAAUUAUUUGGCUGUUUGUAAA
Molecule: messenger RNA, 3193 nt
Organism: Ochotona curzoniae (black-lipped pika)
Lineage: Eukaryota; Metazoa; Chordata; Mammalia; Lagomorpha; Ochotonidae
Gene: TSLIG3B
Product: family with sequence similarity 98 member B
Exons: 8
Coding region: 12-1316 (434 amino acids)
Cellular component (GO): tRNA-splicing ligase complex
Source: RefSeq, a predicted model, not a curated record